Syngnathoides biaculeatus (alligator pipefish) is the source of this 8662-nucleotide messenger RNA. RefSeq names its product PR domain containing 16 (gene prdm16). The transcript is spliced from 16 exons. The record is from RefSeq and is a predicted model, not a curated record. The coding region runs from base 91 to 4224 and encodes 1377 amino acids. Gene Ontology annotation, cellular component: nucleus. NCBI's taxonomy places the organism in Eukaryota, Metazoa, Chordata, Actinopteri, Syngnathiformes, Syngnathidae. Gene Ontology annotation, molecular function: protein binding.
CCAAACUGACAAUGCUGGUGAGAUGAAGAUAGUGUUGUUGCUGCUUCUGGGCUCACGGUGGACGACCAGAGGAAUCUACAAGGCGACAAUAUGAGAUCCAAGGCGAGGGCGAGAAAACUGGCAAAAAAUGACAGCGAGCCAGCGGACAGCAUGUACGACACAGAGGCCGACCACCCGGGCCUGGCGGCAGGAGCCAUUUGCACUGACAGUCCUGAAGACGACCCAGAGGAUGGCGUCAUCAGCAUGUCUCCCCUGCCCUCGCCAACUCCCUCCCAUCCAAACAACAACCACCACCUCCUGCUGCACCCCCAUAUGUACAACACCCACCAUCACCUCCACAAUAACAACAGCAGCAGCAACGACCAGGACUUCACCACGCCCAAGGAAGGCUCGCCCUACGAGGCGCCCGUCUACAUUCCAGACGACAUUCCGAUUCCUGGCGAUUUGGAGCUGAGGGAGUCUUCGGUGCCAGGUGCUGGCUUGGGCGUAUGGGCCAAGACGCGCAUCGGAGCUGGCGAGAGGUUCGGUCUGCACAGCAUGUGCAAAGGCACCUCCUUCGGAUGGGAGAUGAAUGACCAUGAAGAAUCCUCUCCUGACAGCUGCGUCAAAAAGGUCGUGGACGAUAUGGGCAACAUCAAGUUUUCUCUGGACACGAGCCCCGAUGCCCCCAGCAACAGCUGGCUCAAGUAUGUCCGCUCCGCCCCUUCGUUUGAGGAGCAGAAUCUCGCCGCCUGCCAUCUCACUGGAGACCAGAUUUAUUACAAAGCAGUCCGCGACAUAGAUUCGGGGGAGGAGCUAUUAGUUUAUAUGAAGGACGGCAUUUUUCCGGAGGGUUCCAUGGCACCCAAUUUACAAGAGGAGCAGAUGUACCGCUGUGAAGACUGUGACGAGCUGUUCUCGUCAACACUCGACUUGCGGCGGCACCAGAAAUAUUCCUGUUCCAGUGCGGGCUCCAUAUUUGACAGCCUGAGAGAAGACUUCAAACAGGAGCGGGAGGACAGCGACGAACCCGUCCACGAGUGUAAAGACUGUGAGAAGAUGUUCCCAAAUGAGUACAGUCUGGGCCAGCACAUGAUAGUCCACACGGAGGAGAGGGAGUACAAGUGCGACCAGUGUCCCAAAGCUUUCAACUGGAAGUCCAACCUCAUUCGUCACCAGAUGUCACAUGACAGUGGCAAGCGCUUUGAGUGUGAAAAUUGUGAUAAGGUACAGCAUACCCGGCACGUCUUUACAGAUCCCAGCAAUCUACAGCGUCACAUCCGCUCCCAACACGUGGGGGCACGAGCUCACACCUGUCCCGAGUGUGGCAAGACCUUUGCCACCUCUUCAGGCCUCAAACAGCAUAAGCACAUCCACAGUAGUGUCAAACCUUUUAUCUGCCCUGAUGGGCUGUGUCUUCUUGUACCCACAGGUGAGGUGUGCCACAAAUCCUACACCCAGUUUUCCAACCUCUGCCGCCACAAGCGCAUGCACGCCGACUGCCGCACUCAGAUUAAAUGUAAGGACUGUGGCCAGUUGUUCAGCACUACCUCCUCCCUAAACAAGCACCGCCGCUUCUGCGAGGGCAAAAACCAUUACGGCUCACCAACAGGAAUGUUCAAUCCUGGCAUCCCCAUGAGCUCCAGUCCUAUCAUGGCCAAGGCCAAGUCCCACCAUCCUCACCUUCCUGGUCUGAACCAGUCAGGUUUGGGCUUCACUGACUACUAUCCAUCCAGACCUCACCCUCAUGCUGGCUUGCCUUUCUCCCCAGGACCCCAUGGUUUCCCAUCCAUCCCACACAGUUUCCCAGGCAUCUUUCCUCCAUCAUUGUAUCCACGCCCACCACUAUUGCCAGCUAGUCCAAUGAUGAAGACACCGCUAGGAAACAGUACUCAAGAAGUCAAGCUGCCACAGAGUCCUCUCGAUGGCGCGCCAAUGUCUUUAGUUAGCUCCACAAACAGUAAUGGAGUUACCUGUUUAAGUCUGCCUGAGGACAAAGAUAGUGAGACUAGACUGGACUCGUCCUCUGGCGGAGAGGCAAAGACUAAAUCCAAGAUUGCAGACAUUUCCGAUGGCAGCGAUCUGGAAGAUGUUAACACCACAAGCGGGACAGAUUUGGAAACCACGACUGGUACGGCCUCGGGUGACGGUUCUGACCUAGAGAGUGAUGGCGAUAGUGAACGUGAACACAAUGGCAAAAGAAGAAAGCCAUCUGUGGUCCUAUCAAAUCAAGAUGGUCACCAGUUAGAGGACGCAAAAAGAGCACUCAUGCCAACUGUGUCUAAUUCAGGUAAUCUCUCCAUAGACCGUCCUUUUUUGUCUCCAGUGUCAAAACAGCACUCUUUCUUCCCUCCGCCUGAUGAGCAAGCCCUCCCGCCCACCACGGCAAAUGCUAACGCAGCCACCACCGAUUCCAUUAAAGCCAUUGCUUCUAUUGCUGAGAAGUAUUUUGGUCCAGGUUUGAUAGGUCUUCAUCAAGAGAAGAAGAUGGGUCCAUUGCCCUACCAUUCCAUGUUUCCCUUUCAGUUCCUACCCAAUUUCCACAACUCCCUGUACCCAUUUAGCGCUGAUCGAGGUGCCCUCAACUCUGGCCUGUUCUUUAAGGGAGAGCCGAAGUCACCUCGUGAGCAGCUACAUAAGAUGGUUUCUGGUGCACAUGGAGCUCCUGUUCCUACUGCAGAAUCACCAUUUGAUCUCAGUACGAAGCCCAAGGAGACCAAGUCAUCUCCUCCUACUCCAACUAACCCCUCAAACCCCAACACUAACAGUGGGAGUAAAAGGGGCUCUUCAGUUAUAUCUAGCGGUGAGGAACAACCAUUAGACCUCAGUAUUAACAACCGAAACCGAGGCAGUCACAAUGGUAUGGCAACCGAAGCACAGAAUCAAAAGAACCACAUAUAUGGCAUUGGAAAAGGGGUUUCCAUCAAGGAUGAAACUCCCAGCUUUCCAAUUCUUCACUCCCAAUCACUGCUCCAAUCCCCCAUUGCACCACUCCAGCAGCCCCAGCCACACCAACCACCUCCUCUGCACUACGCCAAACCCUCCGCCUUCUUCAUGGACCCAAUUUACAGCAGGGUGGAGAAGAGGAAGCUACUUGACCCUGUAGGAGCUCUGAAGGAGAAGUUCCUCAGGCCUUCACCACAGCUCUUCCAUCCACAGAUGUCUGCCAUGGAGAACAUGACAGAAAAACUGGAAAGCUUUGGUGCACUAAAACUGGAUAUGCCGCCCAAUUCACUGCAACAUUCAGCUCACCCACUAUUCAAUUUCCGCUCACCCCCUCCUUCGCUCUCUGAUGCCAUCCUCCGCAAGGGGAAGGAGCGCUACGCCUGCAGGUACUGUGGGAAAAUCUUCCCCCGCUCGGCAAACCUCACCAGACACUUGCGAACGCACACGGGCGAACAGCCUUACAGGUGUAAAUACUGUGACCGCUCAUUCAGUAUCUCGUCCAACCUGCAACGCCACGUUCGCAACAUCCACAACAAAGAGAAACCCUUCAAGUGUCACCUUUGCAACCGCUGCUUUGGUCAGCAAACCAACCUCGACCGCCAUCUCAAGAAGCACGAGCACGAGAACAUUCCUGUGAGCCAACAGUCUGGGAUGCUUUCCAACUUAGGAACCACCAUUUCCUCGCCAAACUCCGAGCCUGACAAUCAUGCACUUUUAGAUGAGAAGGAGGACUCGUACUUCUCAGAAAUCCGAAACUUCAUCUCCAACAGUGAGAUUAACCAGGCCUCCAGCUCCACGGAUAAGAGGUCUGAACUGGCCAAUGAGAAGCACCCGAGCGGCCCCAGAUUGUCCGACUCCAAGCUGUCCCUCCAAGGGCUGGAGGAGGAGGAAGAGGAAGCAGAGGGGGAUGACGAGGAGGAAGAGGAGGGCAGCCUGACAGAAAAGUCUCAUGACGAGGCCCCGGAAUCCCCAUCUCCAGUUACAACACGCGUGUAUGAGGAGGAGGAGGAGGAGGAGGAGGAGGCUACUCCUUUAUCUAUGAGCUAUGAACACUCUCGCAGGUGUUUAGAGGAGGAUGGCUCCCUCCUGGAUCUUGAAGGUCUCUCCAGCUUUCCCAAGGGCUUGGAUGGCUUACAAAAAGCAGCCCGUGAUGAGCAACAUUUUGACGUUAAAGACAUAUUUAACACAUCUCUAGAGUCGGAGACCUUGAAAGAGACGUUAUACAGGCAGGCUAAAACUCAGGUAUGUGACUGGGUGAAACCAGAAACCGUUAGUGACAUGUCUUUCUUAUUGAAAUAGAUAUAAUCUGGAGAUAUGAAAUCUAAAACCUCUUGUGAACUGUCUUCCACCUGUCUUGACCUCUUCCAUUUUCCAUUUUUCGUUUGGCCAUUUUUGGCAAGAGGUGGCAUAAAUUUGCCCGAGGAGACUGGUAGUAUACAUAAAUCCGUUUUCUUAGCCGCAUAUCCUCACGAGGGUCACGGGAGUGCUGGAGCCUAUCCCAGCUGUCAACAGACAGGUGGCAGGGUACAUCCUGAACUGGUUGCCAGUUGCAAUGUCGAGUGUCCAAUUAAUGCAUGAUUUUGGGAUGUGGGAGGAAACCAGAGUGCCCAGAGAAAGGCCACGCAGACACAAGGAGAACAUGCAAACUCCACACAGGUGGGUCCGAGAUCAAACCCGGGAUCUCAGAACUGUGAGCCCAACGCUUUCUAGCUGAUCCACCAUGCCGCCCUGGUAGUAUACAGUCGUUGCAAAUGUCUGCAACACAAAAAGAAGGAGGCGCUUGUCAGUGUGGCGGUCUCAGCACUCCCCCAUGAUGAAAAGUCUCCUUGUGAUGAAUGCCCAUGCAAUACUUACAGGGGAACUCUGGGUAUGUAGCAGACACUUAGUGGGAAAUCCCCCGGUCUCAUAGUUCCCCCUUUUUUUUUUUUUUACAUAGAGAGAGCUAACAUACGCUAUAUCCUAACCAUAACCUGGCCUUAAAACAAAAGUUGGUAAAAAAAAAAAAAAAAAGAUAUUCACAUAUAUGUACUUUCGCUGUGUUCGUCUUUCUGAGACGUCCAUAGCGAACAUGAACACUCGGCGACAAGUUGUAGAAUCGCACCUUUUGAAGCAUGGAUGGGGAUUUUUCAGACUGGCCGGAAGUUUACAAAACGUACGCGCAUGCGCGUUAAACACAAGGAGACUUUUCAGCAAUGGGAGCACUCAGACCGUCUCACGCCAACACAUUAGCAAAGCAUUUAUUGUGAAUACUGGUGGGCCAACUCUAAUGUUCUUUUUUUCUUUUCCUUUUGGCUUGUCCUGAUUAGGGGCCGCCACAGCAUGUCAUCUUUUUCCAUUUAAGCCAGCUCUAAUACACGUUUGAAAUGGUCUGAUUCUGAGUUUGAUUCUGAUUCUGAUGCUUCUUGAGUGUAGGAAGAAGGAAAUGAGACCCACGCUCACCAAUUCAUUUUAAGCAGUUCACUUAAUUGAACAAAAUCUGCACAUAUACAAAAUGAGAACAAUCACAAUCAGCUGCAGUGGUGUAGCCCAAAGUCACGUCCAGACACCCACAAAGAGACUAACCAUUUUUCUGAUGGCCACGUCGUUUAAAAGCACACGCACAACACUACAGAGAUUUUUGGAUUGUCCUAAUGUACAAUUAUUAGAUUUUAUAAAACCAAAGCUUUGUCUUUGUAUCUUCUUUGAAGGUUCAAGCUGUUUAAUGCCACACCCAGUUGGGGUUUACUGUCAAACUAAACAUAAAACAAUCCAACUUUUUCUUCAGGUAGUUUCAAACUAACACACAAUGCAAACUGCCAUAGACAAGCUCGCGAAUAGCAUAAUUAUUAUAUCUUUUAUAAUGUACUCUCCUUUAGAGUGCUGUUUUCCUCAAAAAAAAGCAUUUUUGUUCGGCUUUUUUUUGUUAGGGAAGCUGGAAUGGAUACAUGGCAUUUGAUAAAUUUCAAUGCGGAAAAUGAAUCUCCUACUCAAGUAAAUUGAAUCACAAGCUUGGAGACGCACAAACUAAACUCGUAAACCAUGGUUCCACGAUGUAAGAAAUAGAAAACAAUCAAAUAGGAAAGCGUUGUUGAGGCAUAAAUGAUCUCUUGCAAUAUUCUUGUGCUCUCUUGCAGGCGUAUGCAAUGAUGCUGUCUCUCUCCGACAACAACCCUUUGCACACGUCCUCCCAGAACUCUCUGGACGCUUGGAUGGGCAUGGGAGGCGGACCGUCUGAGACGAGCAGCUUUCACUCGCUCAACCACAUCUAGACAAGAGGGGGGGGGGGGGGACAGGAGGUUAGUGUAGUAGGGCGAGGGAGGAGCAGUUAUUUGCAUCGAGACACAAGUUGGCAUGAAGAACGGCGAAUUCAGUGUCACAUGCAUUCAGCGUGAGUGUGUGUGAGAUACAGACAGUAGGGGACAGAGAAAGGGAGUGGGAAUCACUCUAUAAGAAAGCACUGCUAAGCUCCUGUUGAUGUGAAACGACAUACAUGAUGAACGCUUCUCGACAGCAUUGAAACUUUGCCGAUCGUCCCCCAAGUGCACUCGUUCUCGCCUGGCCGCAGCAGAGAGCUGACGUGACACUCUGUAGACUAUUAAAUGACUUGUAUGUCACUGAAGGCGCUGUGCGUGAUGUCUGGAAGAAUUAAAAAAAAUAAAAAUUAAAAAAAAAAAAGAAAGCACUGCUGCGUUACGUCCAAGUGUCCACAAGGGGGUGGUCUUUCUCACUAAGUGACACUGAGAUGAAACGUGUCACCGACUGCAGAAUCAACGGCGGCGCCACACAAGAUGUGAGUGUGGAAAUGAACAAUUAAUACACACAAACUGAUGUUCUGAAGUGCAUACUAAAUUGUGAUUUUAGUGUUUUUUCCCCAGCUUGAUUCUGCUGGCAGUUGUUCAAAAUCACAAAUGGAAAUGUAUCAUUUCAUGUCACUCUUAAAUAUCAUUUGCUUACUUUCCUGUUAGCUAUCGCAGUAUUGUUUUGUUGAAGGCACCACCGUGCUAAAUUAUUAAUAUAAUUAUUUUAGAGAAGGACCAAAAUUGUAUGAUAAUGUCACAUGGUGUACAAAAUAACGUAGAUGUUCAUAGUGAGGGUGACACGUGCCAAAUAACCCGUAGAAAAUUUUGUUCUCUGACAAUCAUUUCAUUUCCAUUUGCUCCAAUAUGUUAGAUUUCAGAUGUGUGUGUGUAUGUAUUUAUUUUUUUUUUUUUUUUUUGCUUGUUCACUCAUUUUGUAUGAGGUGGCGGAUGUGAGGAUAAAGGAAAAGUCCUUUCUCUUCCUUUUUCCUUUUGUUGCUGAAGGAAUAAACACCGGUAAGAGAUUGAGAAUCUCCAGUUUUGGUGUGCCAUAAUGGAAACAAUCCAUGAACUGUUGGUUUUAUUUAUAGUGGAAGAUAGUUGUAGUUUUAGUGGCACUGUAAUAUACUGUCGUGUUUAGUUUCCCACUUGCAUCUGUCCCAUUUUACCCAGUAUAAGUAUUAUUGGGGGUGGGGGGUGCUUCACCACAAAUAUCACAUUGUCACAAAAAGACAUUAUUAUAAUAAUUACACAGUACAAUCUGGCAGGAUUCCACCAUAUUGCCCAAAAGGCCUGAACCAUUUGUACAGCCAAAUUUGGGUCUGAUGAAACCAAAAGACUCCUGUAAAGUACAUUUUCUGCUACAAAGGGCAUUAAAAUUCUGAUGGUUGGUCCUUUAUCCAGACAAAUUGUGAUGGAAUCAAUGGUGACCAGACUUUCCUUCUGGGGGCAUCAAACUCAUUCCGUUUAGUCUACAAAGUAGCAGGAGGGCAAUAUUUCUUUUGGCUGGCUCUUUUAAGCUGUAGAUAGACGUCUCGGGAGGGGUCACCCGUCAUCCUCCCUGUGUACUGAAAACUCGGCCUGAUGCUGUAUUUUUCAAGUGAGCACUUAAUGAAACCACACGGGUCCAAGCCAUACUUUGAUCAGGCUUAGGUCUCGACAACUUACAACUCGACGACAAGACGGAAGGAACACUGUACUUUGCUUUGGCUACACGAGGACUGCUGCGUCAUCUCAUUUUGCUAAAGACACAAAUCUCUCUCUUGUUUGAUCGAUCUCUUCGUUAAUGUAAAGAUGUGGCUCGUCUCGAUGUAGUGAUUCACGUCAUGUCAUGGACUACUGUAAUUAGAAUGUGCUGUGUAAAGGCGUUGAAGGCAUUGAAGCAUUCCAUUGUGCCCACUUCAGAAAAUAUUCUGGCUGAUGGUUGUCAAGAUAUUAAAACAUGGUUGCUGUUUUUCCCCUCACUGUUACAGGAGACAAAAAAAAAAAAACAAUAAUAAAAAAAAUAAAAAAAGAUAUUGUUUCUUACGAACUCUAUAGUAUUUCAAAGAUGGAAAAACAUUGGUGCAUUUGUCGGAAGGAAGAAAAAAAAUAAUGGAAAAAUAUGGGUUUAAAUGGAUGGUGCUUGUUUUGUUUGGAUCUGAGUUGUAUAUCGCCUAUGUUAUGUUUAUUGAAAAGCAACUACAACAACAACAAAAAAAGAUAUUGUGCAUGACGUGUUUAGCGUUCAUAAUUGCGUCCAUUUGUGAGUUGUGUAUCAAAUAAAAAAAAAGAAAAAAAAGAAAAAAAAAUGAAAUCCGUAGAUGCACUUAUUGUAAAUGUGGGUAGGUUAGCAGGUUUGACUUCAAGUUCUUGACUGCCUUACUCUUUAAAGAAGGUGGCUCUUACAGAUAUAAAGGACGAUUUGUGGGAGAAUACUUAAUGAAAAAUAAAACAAAACAAUAAAGGAUUGUAGAAAAAUA